This is a messenger RNA of Mizuhopecten yessoensis (Yesso scallop), 4357 nucleotides long. Its product is annotated as leucine-rich repeat-containing protein 43-like. Bases 77 to 2221 code for a protein of 714 amino acids. The transcript is spliced from 16 exons. Lineage: Eukaryota; Metazoa; Mollusca; Bivalvia; Pectinida; Pectinidae. Gene Ontology annotation, biological process: mRNA splicing, via spliceosome. Gene Ontology annotation, molecular function: protein binding; U2 snRNA binding. The record is from RefSeq and is a predicted model, not a curated record.
UUUUACAGCGUCAAUAUGGCGGCGGUGUUGCCAAAACAUUGUUUUCAGCGAGCGUAAAAAUGACAAUAAUCUGAAAAUGAUGGAGUUAGAAACUUUUCCAGCAUCUGCUGCUUUCCAAAAACAACUAAGAACUCUUUGUUUAAAGGAAUUCCCUUGUGGAACUGGAAAUUGGAGAGAAACUAAAGCCAAAAGUAUUCAGCAGUUAAAAGCAAAUGAAAAUGUGGAUUCCAAGUAUUCUAUCACACUGAAAGAAUAUGGUGCUGAGCAUGAAAAGACAGAGACGCUCGAGGAAUAUGUGGGCUCCAAGUACUCGCCCUGGAACCUGGACUACAGCUGGAGUUCCGAGGCCAAACGACUACGGGAAAUAGCUGUUAAGUCACCCUGGCUCUUGGAUGACAACUUCAUCCUUAAUCAUUUUGAGACACUGAGAAUUGUUGAUAAAGGUGUGACAGAGGUUGACAGUAAUUUACUGCAUUUCAAGAAUCUAAAAGAGCUAACACUGAGCGCUAACCAUCUUGUGACGGUUAACUCUAAACACCUUCCACCCAAUCUGAAGGUGUUGGAGCUAUGUGCUAAUAAGAUCAGCGACCUGUCCGCCCUGUGUGUGCGACCUCCUCAGUCCAUGAUACACUUGGGUCUAGGCUUCAAUAAAAUAUCCUUCAUGGGAGACUAUCUCACAGGGGACUACUGGCCUCAGAUGUUGUCUCUGGAUCUGAGCAACAAUAAUCUCACUGACCUCCUAGAUGUAGUACGUAAACUGGGCACACUACCGAAGCUACGGAACCUCAUUCUGCAGGGUAACCCACUGUCUUUGAUCGCAGGUUACCGUGGUUACACAAUUGACAGCAUGAGGAAGUUAUCUGUCCUUGAUGACAUCAUGAUUUCGGCUGAUGAACGUCACCACUACAAAGGCCUAGCCAAGAGGAGAGAGUACAUCCUGGAUGAAGCUAAGGUCACACUCCAUGUCAGCUACAUCAAAGGUCUGCCUGUCCCAGAGGAGGUCAAGAACCCAGAGGAGCAGCCAGAGUUCCCAGUCAUAGAGAGGAAAUACUACGUGCAAUUCAUGUUCUUACAUGACACAGCAGGCAAGGGGGAUAUGCUUGAGGUGUCCCACGACGAUCUGGGAGAGUUGUCCCCCCUCCCUGGAGAGGACCAAUCUGUAUAUUCAGAAGAAGCGACAAAAGCUCGCCAAAGGAUCAGUGCCAUGAUGUCCGACGAUCCCGAGGAAAACUCAACACCCGCAGAGGCGGCUAAAAAUGUCAACUUCACUGCUGAACCUGAAGUUGUCAUAGCAAGGGAACCCACAGAGACAGCUACGGAGCAGGAACAACUAUCACCCACCAAGUCAUCCACACCAAAGGUAGACGAGCAGGAACAGAUAGAGGAAGAGGAGAAACAGGAGCUUCAACUGGAAGCCAUCAAGCUAGGGGGAGCCAUCUGGGCAGAGGAGGUGGAGCUCGACACAUCACAACUAGUCGUCCGGGACGAACUUCUUGACCUUCGCAACUUUUUCAAGCAGGGAAUGCAGUUCUCUGUUAUAGAGGAAAUGGUCCAGUGUUUCCCGAGUGAAGGUUCACCGUGUAGCACACCCACUCAAAAAAAGCCUGCUGAGAAGGAAAAAGACAAGAAAAAGGACAAAAAGGAUGACAAAGCUAAAGGUGGAGGUAAGGAUGACAAGAAGAAGAAAGGGAAGAAGGAGCCGGAGGUGGAGAUGAAGCGAAUGCCACCCACGUAUUCCACGCUGGCCACGUGGCAUCAGCCGCUGGAGGAGUUCCUCGAGGGAGAGUACGAGUUCACGGCUGUCUUUACAAAGGGCGGCAUCGAGCCCGCCUCCACGGUCAAAAGUGUAGACACUGACUCAAAAAAGGAAGAUGAGGAGGAGACAGAGUCAGACGAAUCCGUCACUGACGAGGAAACAGGUAAAAAGGAGGACAAGAAGAAACCAGGAUCACCCAAAAAGAAAGACGAAGGAAAAGGAGGAAAAGAGAGCAGGAAAAAUAGUGCAGUCAAGGGCGGCAAAGAUGACAAGAAAGGUGACAAGGGAGGAAAGGGAGGCAAAGCUGCUCCCGCUACUGUGGACGAGGAAGGUGACGAACCAGCCCCGCCCCCACCACUCGAGGUCGAGAUCUCGGUCAAACUCCACCACUGGCGCACUGCACACGACUCACUUAAGGAGGAGGAAGAGAAAAACAGGGCCCUUGAACAACAGCAGCAGGUGUAGCCCACACAAGUCUAGAACAAUUGGAGAAAGCUAAUUUACAACCCACACAGGACUUAAACAAUAGUAGCAGGUGUAACCCACACAAGUGUAGAACAAUUGGAGAAAGCUAAUUUACAACCCACACAGGACUUAAACAAUAGUAGCAGGUGUAACCCACACAAGUGUAGAACAAUUGGAGAAAGCUAAUUUACAACCCACACAGGACUUAAACAAUAGUAGCAGGUGUAACCCACACAAGUGUAGAACAAUUGGAGAAAGCUAAUUUACAACCCACACAGGACUUAAACAAUAGUAGCAGGUGUAACCCACACAAGUGUAGAACAAUUGGAGAAAGCUAAUUUACAACCCACACAGGACUUAAACAAUAGUAGCAGGUGUAACCCACACAAGUGUAGAACAAUUGGAGAAAGCUAAUUUACAACCACACAGGACUUAAACAAUAGUAGCAAUCAUCAACCCACAAAAGAUGUAUGUGAUACAAGAUAAACCAAAGUAACAGUCUAUGCAUGAUAAAAAUAUUACAAGCAGAAACAUUAAUCCCAGGUAUACUAGUAUGUAGUUGUCACCUCACUGUCAUAAGAAUGUUGGAGCACGGAAAUAUUAACUUCAGAGGUAAAUAGUGUCACAUGGAUGAGCAAUUGAAAUCAAGAGGAGGGUUUUGUGUGUAGUCCUUUCAACUGAAAACUCCUAGAAGGACCGUCAUCAUCAGAGUUUUACAUUCCAAAGUCACUGACAGGUGUAGAAGUCUUUGUGAUUAUCUAACUGAAUAGGUUAAAACAUUUAUAAGGAAUAAGGUAUCUGCUCUAAUCAACACCUGAGUAAACUGUUGGUAAUCAACUUUCGUACUCAACAAGAUUUAAAUGUAAAACAAUAUGAUAUUUUGUGAUAUUGGCCUAUUUCUAUUGCUGCAAUAUUAGUAGUGUGUUUGUACUCCGCUGUCAGUUUUUAUUAAAUCUAUAAUAAUUUAUGUGGGCUAACGUAUCGGCAUACAGUAUGUUUAGUCUGGCCUGAUCUACUGUAGAUGUUUUUAUGUUGGACAAUCAGGCAGUAGGACUACUGACAGUUUCCUAUCCUUGUACAUUCCAGGUACCAGUACAUAUAGGUAUAUAGAUAUAUCAUCUCCGUCCAGUAAUCACUGAUGACCUAUACCAAACACACUGAUUAUGAAUUACUACUUAUACCGGUAAUGUCCUUGUUGUGUCUCGUGACCAGAAAUGACACUAUGAUUAACUCUAUACCAUUGUUUUCCUACAGGGAACUACUUUCUCCCUGAGUUUCCUUAUGAACCUGUUUGAUGUAGAUCUCUGUUAUAUCAAUGUUUUAAUGUAUUUGCACAAGGAAGUCUUCUGUAGCGUAGAACCAUCCUGUUUAUUACUGAAAAGUAUGGCUAAAUCGCUGGACACUGUUAGAGUAUUUGCUGACAACCAAAAGCCUGUCACUGUAUAGGACUGGUAUACACUUCACCAUGUUAGAUAUGAUAAUGUACAAGUUCUGUUGUCUGACAACAUCCUGUCAUCCUAAUUUCAGAAACACAUUCUAUUUUGGCCCCUCUAGCUAUUGCAUUGGUGUCACAAAUUUCAUAAUCGACACAAAAUCCAAAAUUAACACAAGAUUUAAUUAUUUAUUCUUAAAUCAAGGAAGUGACAAGAGUUACAACUUUCCACAGGAAUGUAGGAAUGAAACCAAUAUCAUAGCAUAUUUAUUAUUAAACCACUGAACGACAGUUUUAAUUUACAUUUCUAUAUUAUGGCUAUUUGAAGAACUCUGAAUAACAUGCAUUUUUCUAAAUAAAUAAUGUCACUUAUGGCAUUAAUGUUAAAGAAUUUGGAUUGUUAGGUGAGAUUUGUAAGUUUCCGAUUGUCUUUAAGGAUUUUCAUCUAUUGGUAAUAACACUCCCUUGGAUCACAUGCUGUCAGUGCUAAAUCUUACAAAGACUGGAAUUCCAGAGUAUAUUUUUAUAACUGUGAUAUAUAUAUAGUUACCGUAAGACUGUGAUAGACUUUGUUUUGCUGUCAAAUUAAUUUUACUAUUUAUAUUGAUAUUGAUGCCAAGUCACUUGUUGUAUUCUUGGAAAUAAAUGUGAAAGGAAAUAUUAGUUUUUGUUAUCUUUUAGAAAAUUUGUAGACACAUAUUCAG